AUGGAUUUAGAGGCCGCAGGUGAAGUCAGGCUUCUUCAAAUGAAUGAAUUGGAUGAGCUUCGUUUUGAUGCUUAUGACAAUUCUCGACUUUACAAGGAGAGGACAAAGAAAAUGCAUGACAAAUUGAUCCAACGAAGAGACUUUCAAGUUGGUGAUAAGGUGUUAUUGUUUAAUUCGAGGCUUCGACUGUUCCUUGGGAAGCUUAAAUCUAGAUGGUCCGGACCAUUCACUGUGACUGAUGUUAAAUUUGAUGGUGCUAUUGAGAUUAUGGGACAAGACGAGACCAAGUUCAAAGUGAAUGGUCAGCGUUUGAAAUUGUAUGUGGAUGGUGCAUUUGUCGAAAAAAUUGAGACAUUUUGUCUCGACAACCCCUCCUUGAAAGCUUAA
Messenger RNA from Daucus carota subsp. sativus, 387 nucleotides. RefSeq lists its product as uncharacterized. The record is from RefSeq and is a predicted model, not a curated record. Bases 1 to 387 code for a protein of 128 amino acids. The transcript has a single exon. Lineage: Eukaryota; Viridiplantae; Streptophyta; Magnoliopsida; Apiales; Apiaceae.